CGCCCACUCAAGGGCGUCGCCUUUGAGUUGCAUUCGGUAACUCAAAGCGAGUCGAGUCGUGCGAGUUCUGAAUCUAACUGCUCAUAUAGCGAAGCCAUAGGGCUCCUCUAUUCAACGCAAAAACGUUGCCUCUCUCUGUCUCUCUCUCUCUCUGGAUUCCACAGGCUUCGAUCUCACGCUCCCGACUGUUACUAUCUCAAGCGAUCGGAUCUGAUUGGAUGUUUACUAAGCCUCCUGGUUAGCUCUGAUCAAGAAGAGUUUGAGGGCUCCAUUCUUUGCCUCUUUUUGAACUCAAUGGCUUAUUCAUUGAUCCCAAAAAGGGCAUAUUGGGUAGCUUUCAUCUAUACAGUUCUUGUGUCACAUGCCUGCGAUGGGUUUUAUCUUCCAGGAAGCUACAUGAAUACAUAUUCAAACGGUGAUGAAAUUUUUGCAAAAGUUAAUUCAUUGACAUCAAUUGAGACUGAACUUCCAUUCAGCUAUUACAGUCUCCCCUACUGCAAACCCCUGGGGGGAAAAAAGAAAAGUGCUGAGAAUCUUGGAGAACUCCUUAUGGGGGAUCAUAUUUACAACUCUCCUUACCGUUUUAAGAUGAAUGUCAAUGAAACAAAAUUCCUCUGCACCACAAGUCCACUAAGCGAGCAUGAGGUUAAGCUUUUGAAACAGAGAACUCGUGAUCUAUAUCAAGUAAAUUUGAUUUUGGAUAAUUUGCCUGCCAUGAGGUUUGUGGAACGCAAUAACAUGAAAAUUCAAUUUACUGGGUUUCCUGUUGGGUAUGCUCCACCAGAUGGUAAUGAUGAUUACAUCAUUAAUCACGUUAAGUUCAAGGUUUUGGUUCAUGAGUAUGAAGGGAGUGGUGGGAAGAUUCUUGAUACCGGUGAAGCAGGUAUGGGAGUAAUUGCAGUUAAUGAUAAGAAAACGGCUUCUGGAUAUGAGAUAGUCGGUUUUGAGGUUACCCCUUGCAGUGUCAAAUAUGAUCCAGAAAAGAUGGCAAAACUGCAUAUGUAUGAUGAUGCCAGUUCUAUAAGCUGCCCAUUGGGACUUGACAAGUCCCAGAUAAUAAGGGAGCAAGAAAGGGUAUCAUUCACUUAUGAGGUUGAAUUUGUGAAGAGUGAUAUUAGAUGGCCAUCUCGAUGGGAUGCUUAUCUGAAGAUGGAAGGUGCUCGAGUCCACUGGUUCUCCAUCAUGAACUCACUAAUGGUGAUAUUUUUCUUGGCUGGAAUUGUAUUUGUUAUCUUUCUGCGGACAGUGAGAAGAGAUUUGACUCGGUAUGAGGAAUUGGAUAAAGAAGCUCAAGCCCAGAUGAACGAAGAGCUUUCAGGUUGGAAACUUGUGGUGGGUGAUGUAUUCAGAGAACCAAAUCACUCAAAGCUACUCUGUGUGAUGGUUGGAGAUGGGGUUCAGAUCACUGGAAUGGCAGUUGUUACUAUUGUAUUUGCUGCCUUUGGUUUCAUGUCUCCAGCCUCUCGGGGAAUGUUGUUGACUGGUAUGAUAAUUCUUUACCUGUUCCUGGGGGCAGCUGCUGGUUAUGCUGGUGUACGGUUAUGGAGAACAAUCAAGGGAACUUCAGAUGGUUGGAGGUCAGUAGCUUGGUCGACUGCAUGCUUCUUCCCAGGAAUCAUCUUUGUUAUUCUCACUGCACUGAAUUUUAUUCUAUGGGGCAGCAAGAGCAAUGGUGCCAUUCCAAUUUCUCUGUAUUUUAUCCUCCUGUCACUCUGGUUCUGCAUUUCAGUCCCACUCACCCUUCUAGGAGGUUUCUUAGGUACACGAGCUGAGCCUAUUCAGUUCCCUGUAAGAACUAACCAGAUCCCGAGAGAGAUUCCGGCACGGAAAUACCCUUCGUGGCUCCUUGUUCUUGGCGCUGGGACACUUCCAUUUGGAACCCUCUUCAUUGAACUUUUCUUCAUCCUCUCUAGCAUCUGGCUUGGGAGGUUUUAUUAUGUCUUUGGGUUCUUGCUUGUUGUCCUAUUGUUGUUAGUCAUCGUUUGUGGUGAAGUGUCUGUGGUCCUUACCUACAUGCAUCUGUGUGUCGAGGACUGGCAGUGGUGGUGGAAAGCCUUCUAUGCAUCUGGUUCGGUUUCUCUUUAUGUUUUCCUGUACUCCAUCAAUUACCUGGUUUUUGACCUCCAGAGCUUGAGUGGCCCCGUGUCCGCUAUACUAUAUCUGGGCUAUUCACUGAUCAUGGCUGUUGCAAUCAUGUUGGCAACUGGCACUAUUGGUUUCCUCACGUCAUUCUAUUUUGUCCAUUACCUUUUCUCGUCAGUGAAGAUCGAUUGAGAAGUUCCUUUGCCCAAUCCUCAUUGCCCAGUUGGAAAGUCUCCUGGUGCACAGGUAGAGUGAUGGACCCAACAUUUUGCUUUCGCUAAAAUAUGCCCUUGCCGCACAGUCGUCACACAGCAUCGAGGGGCUGUUAUAUUCUCGCUGCUCCCCAAGGUUACAGAAUUCAUAUUAGGAUGGGUUUGUGGUUUAGCUGUUUGGUUCUCAUUGUGUUCUGCAGUUUUCUUUUUUUCUUUUUUUCUUUUUUGUGCCUUACCUCAUCAUGCACUGGGAGCUAGUUGUAAUGGACUGAACUUCUAUCCUUUUUCUUUCCUUUUUACUAGUGAGAAGAUAGUUUACAUUGUAACUA
Molecule: messenger RNA, 2623 nt
Organism: Diospyros lotus (date-plum)
Lineage: Eukaryota; Viridiplantae; Streptophyta; Magnoliopsida; Ericales; Ebenaceae
Product: transmembrane 9 superfamily member 12
Exons: 2
Coding region: 295-2274 (659 amino acids)
Biological process (GO): protein localization to membrane
Cellular component (GO): membrane
Source: RefSeq, a predicted model, not a curated record